GGGAGGCUGCAGCGAAGGAGGCAUAAGAGCCUGCUGCAGCACAAGUGUUGACCAGCCACCACCCCAUCGACAGCUGCUACCCCUCACUUCAUUGCGUUCCUCUUAAGUUAACAGAUAGAGAGGACAAGUGGUGAAACCUCUCUGCUGCUUUUCAUGGACAGACUGCAUGAUGCCCUACCUGACAGCUGCAGGUUAAAUUAAACUCAUUAGCAUGAGUCGUACCAGUUAGAUCAACAAUACAAACAACAAUGCCUGCCAGUUCCUAAUCGAACUGCACAGAGCUAGAGAGUGGGAGACUUAAGGUCACAUCUGCUCUGACUGUGAUCAGAAUGACCGGCAGCAUUGUGCAAGAAUACUGUCGUGAGGAGCAGUUCCACCUUCCUCCACAGUGGGGCUCAUAAAGCCAAGAGGAGAUGAUGCCUUGGAUUUAGCUGGCCCACAUGAGUGAUAUGAGCAACACACUGGAUGAAAUACACACCUCUGGAUGCCUGAGCAAGAAAGCAGAGAUUUUUCAGAGUGGCAGGGGUAAUGUAAGUGGCUUUCCCAGCCCAGCCCUCAUCCCUGAGCGAGCUUCUUUACUCACACCAAAUGCCCAGAAGAUCAGGACUCCGCUCUGCAAAGGAAGCAGGAGCAAUAAAGAUGGAGAGGACUCAUUCCCUUCCUCUCUUCCAAACCCUUUCCCAGAGCUUAUCCCCUCGACCAUCUCCCCCCUUGUCUCUGAAUGUUUAUUACCGUGGACCAAAAGCAGUGCAACUCAGGUAAUCAAAGUUUAUAAUGAAGACAACACCAGCAGAGCAGUGGAGGUCCCCAGUGACAUCACUGCUCGGGACGUUUGCCAGCUAUUUGUCCUGAAGAACCACUGCAUUGAUGACCACAGCUGGACCCUGUUUGAACACCUGUCCCACCUAGGGAUCGAGAGAACCAUUGAAGACCAUGAGUCUGUCAUGGAGGUGCUGUCAGGCUGGGGAAUGGAUGCCGACUGCCGGCUGUACUUCAGGAAGAACUUUGCUAAAUAUGAAUUCUUCAGGAAACCCCUGGACUUUUUUCCAGAACACAUGGUCUCUAUAUCCAGUGAAGCCAACGGGAUAGUGGAUCACUCUCAGCUAAUACAGACCUUUCUCAACUCCAGCUCAUGUCCAGAGAUACACGGACACCUCCAAGCCAAAGAGCAGAGCAGGAAGUCAUGGAAGAAGUUCUACUUUGUCCUGCGGCGGUCGGGGCUUUACUUCUCUAAUAAGGGAACUUCAAAGGAGCCGAGGCAUCUCCAGUUCAUCGCAGACUUUAGUGACAGUGAUGUCUAUACUGUGCUGUCAGCCAAAAAACUUCAUGGUGCACCGACAGAUUAUGGCUUCUGUGUCAAGUCCACAAAGUGUAGCUCAGCCCGGGACUUGAAGCUGCUUUGUGCAGAUGAUGAACAGACCAGGACCUGCUGGAUCACAGCCAUGCGCUUGUUAAAGUAUGGGAUGCAGCUGUACCAAAACUUCAUUCAGCCACACCAGAAACAAAAAGCUUCACCCAUGAGGAGCAUCUCAGAGAAUUCCCUGGUGGCCAUGGAUUUCUCCGGCCAGAAGAGCCGAGUGAUAGAGAACCCAUCUGAGGUGCUGUCUGUGGCUGUGGAGGAGGGACUGUCAUGGAGGAGGAAAAGCUGUCACCGUCUUAGCGGCCAUGGCAGCCCUUCAACAUCACAGAACUCUUCAUCAAACAUAGCUCUACAUUUGGCUCAGUCAUGGUUCCAUGGAAAACUGUCCCGGGACGAGUCUCAGCGCCUCAUCACUCAGCAGGGUCUUAUAGAUGGGGUUUUUCUUCUGAGAGACAGCCAAAGCAACCCUAAGACAUUUGUGUUGUCUCUGUGCCACAUGCAGAAAAUCAAACACUUUCAGAUCUUACCUGUGGAUGAAGAAGGGGAGUUAUUCUACAGUCUGGACGAUGGUCACACGCGCUUCACUGACUUGAUCCAGCUGGUGGAGUUUUACCAGCUAAACCGCGGUGUGUUGCCCUGCAAGCUGAAACACCACUGUGCCCGGAUCACCUUGUGAACAAGGGACCCAGAAGACCCCCGAGGGCCUGCAUGCACCUUAACUCCAGGGCCUUUCUGGACAAACACUCCCAGUGUUCUCGUGCCUUGAAGAAGAAUAUACACAGACUUACUGAGCAGCCAUGUGAGCUGAAUCCACUGUUAUCUAUCAUCCACACCCACACUGAGUUCAUGAUCCUUUUUUCCUUUAGAGAAAAAGAUGAGUUUGACAAUAGACCAUAAAGACUGACAACAUGUGCAUGUGCUUCUUUUCCUGGUGAGUGGCAUACAGUAGCUGAGAUGAUAUAUGUCAGUGAUUAUAGAAAUCUAGAAUUUAUGGUCCAUAAAUGCAAUGAUCGAAUCCUAACAGGGGUAUCAUUUUACUGAACCCACAAUAUCGUGGGAAUCGUACCAGAAAAACUUCUGUCCUUUUACAUGAGUAAAUCUAAGCUAUCAUACCAGAGACUUCUGUCCUUUUACAUGAGUAAAUCUAAGCUAUCAGACCAGUGACUUCUGUCCUUUUACAUGAGUAAAUCUAAGCUAUCUUAAGUUCCAUUGUCAUUUAAUCUCAUAAUAUUCAGGUAUUUUUUAAAAAACGUUUUCUGUAUCAGAGAACAAAGAACAAGGGUUGUGUCCAAAAUCAUGCACUCAUUCCCUAUGCCCUUUAUAGUGAGCUGUGUAGGUGGUCUAAAGAGUGGUACAAUAAAUAAGUGAUUUGGGACACAUCAGUGAUGUUAUUGUUGUCUCACAGUUUAAACAUAAAAACAGCUACCAAGAAAUGGUAGAAUUUCACUCAUCUCUACUAUCUCUACUACUCAGAAUCUCUACAUCAGAAGGGAUUAGAGCCACUGAAAAAAAAAUUGAGACGUAUUUUUUUUUUUACUUGUGAGAAAAAGUCAGAAUUCUGAGAUUAAAGUCAGAAUCGUUAGAUUAAAAUCA
Molecule: messenger RNA, 2953 nt
Organism: Cheilinus undulatus (humphead wrasse)
Lineage: Eukaryota; Metazoa; Chordata; Actinopteri; Labriformes; Labridae
Gene: grb14
Product: growth factor receptor-bound protein 14
Exons: 16
Coding region: 441-2036 (531 amino acids)
Biological process (GO): insulin receptor signaling pathway; negative regulation of insulin receptor signaling pathway
Cellular component (GO): plasma membrane; cytoplasm
Source: RefSeq, a predicted model, not a curated record